AUGACGGACGGCCCAAGACAACGGAGCAGCACGGAGGGGUCUGCCAAAGAUGCUGCCGGAGAGAAGGAGUCCGGAGGAGUUGCGCUCAAGAAGGAGAUCGGGCUGGUGAGCGCGUGCGGCAUCAUCGUGGGUAACAUCAUCGGCUCGGGUAUCUUCGUCAGUCCAAAGGGAGUGAUGGAGAACGCCAGCUCUGUGGGCGUGGCCUUGAUCGUCUGGAUCAUCACUGGGAUCAUCACGGCCAUCGGAGCGCUGUGCUAUGCGGAGCUGGGGGUUACCAUUCCUAAAUCAGGGGGGGACUAUUCCUACGUCAAGGAUAUCUUUGGUGGACUGGCGGGGUUCUUGCGACUGUGGAUCGCCGUGUUGGUCAUUUACCCGACCAACCAGGCGGUGAUCGCUCUGACCUUCUCCAACUACGUUCUCCAGCCGCUGUUUCCCACCUGCUUUCCACCUGAGAACGGCUUGCGGCUGCUGGCUGCCGUUUGUCUCUUGCUGCUCACGUGGGUGAACUGCUCCAGCGUUAGGUGGGCCACCAGAGUGCAGGACAUCUUCACCGCUGGGAAGCUGCUGGCCCUGGCGCUCAUCAUCGUCAUGGGCUUUGUGCAGAUCUGCAAGGGAGACUACUACUGGUUGGAGCCAGCCAACGCCUUCGAGCCCUUCCAGGACUAUGAUGUGGGCUUGAUAGCUUUAGCCUUCCUACAAGGCUCCUUUGCCUACGGAGGCUGGAACUUCCUCAACUAUGUCACAGAGGAGCUGGUGGAUCCCUAUGUCAACCUUCCACGUGCCAUCUUCAUCUCCAUCCCUCUCGUGACCUUCGUUUACGUCUUUGCCAACAUCGCCUACGUCACAGCAAUGAGCCCCCAGGAGCUGCUUGCCUCAAACGCUGUUGCCGUGACGUUUGGUGAGAAGCUACUGGGAGUGAUGGCCUGGAUCAUGCCCAUCUCUGUGGCCCUCUCCACCUUUGGAGGAGUCAACGGUUCACUCUUUACCUCUUCACGGUUGUUCUUCGCUGGAGCCAGAGAAGGCCAUCUCCCCAGCCUGCUGGCCAUGAUUCACGUCAAACGCUGCACUCCCAUCCCGGCUCUGCUCUUCACUUGUCUAUCCACACUGCUAAUGCUCUGCACCAGUGACAUGUACACCCUCAUCAACUACGUGGGCUUCAUCAACUACCUCUUCUAUGGAGUCACUGUUGCCGGGCAGAUCGUCCUGAGGAUCAAACAGCCCGACAUGCACCGACCAAUCAAGAUCAGCCUGAUUUGGCCCGUCAUUUACCUGAUCUUCUGGGCCUUCCUGCUCAUCUUCUCGCUUUACUCCGAGCCCAUCGUUUGUGGUAUUGGCCUCGCCAUCAUGCUUACCGGCGUCCCCGUCUAUUUCCUGGGAGUUUACUGGGACAACAAGCCGCAAUGCAUCGACAAAUUUGUUGAUAAAAUGACAUAUGUGGGACAGAAGAUGUGUGUGGUCGUCUAUCCGGCUGAAAGCAAGAAGAGCGAAGACGAGGGGGAGGAAAUGAAGGAAGUCACGUCUGCCCUGUCGAAAGAAGGAGCCGACAACCACAAGUCUGAAGACUGCUGAAACCUCCAAACCCAAUCUCGAGUUUGUUUACUGAUCAACACCUUGUCUUCAAUACCGAAUCAUUGAUGUUAUGUGCCAAAAUGAAUGGAAUGGUAAAGUAAAACGUCAAACCUACACGUUUGGGGUCCAUCUUAAGUGCAAUAAUACAAGCUCCUCGUCAUCAAAGAUGGAGUAUUUUUUAUUAAACAGUUUCCUCCGCUUCACUUCCAUGUCAACAUGCGACAUUGAUGUUUUUAUCAAAGGACUCCUCCUGAACUGUGAGACUCCUUUCUGUCUCACUGGACACACCAAAGCUGCAAUGUUGAUCCUCAAAGCAAACAAUCAGAUUCUGAACAUUUCAUGACAUAUUGCAGGUUUUUGUUUUGUCACUUUAAUUAUGUCUUUUAUUUUUAGACAUUGUAAUUAGUGUUUGAAUAAUUUUCCUUAAUAGUUUUUUUUAAACCUGUUGAUUCCAACUGUUUCUUCUUUUUUCCUAACAAUGUUUAAGGUGGGUGGGGUUUGUUUGUUUUUUUACUCAUUGACCUGCAGGUAUGAAACACCUGGAGGUUCAAAUCUGUUAACACACAUUUUCUUAAUUGCCUUAAUUAGAAUCGCAGCAUUUUCUGUUGUUUGCUGUCUGUUUCUACAGAAGUGGGUUUGUUGGUAACAAAAAAAAGAAAUAUUGUAUUUUUUAUCAAAGCAAAAACCAACAAGUGACACUACACAAAUAAUGAAUGGUUUAAAAUAAAAAAAAAAGGAAGAUGCAUGUGAAAGGUGGAAUCUGUGGGGAAAUUGUGAUACUUUGAGGCACAUUUUCAUUUCCAAAGUGCAAAUCCCUGCACCUUUCUGUGAAGAGAGCCUGUGUGAACGCUAGUUUUUAAACCAAAUUGUGUCCCAGUGAAAGUAUUUUUUAUAGCUAACACCUGUCGGAACAUGUUUGUGCUUUAUUUUGAGUGUGCAGAUGAACUGUCCGUGAUUACAACCUUAAUUUGCUUUAGAGGACGUUGUAGUGCAAUACGGCUAAAAGCACCCACCAAAUCCCACGUCGUGCAUUUGGUCAUUUUUUGUGAAGCACCUACAAAAAAGCUGCACUCGUUGAUGCAGCACUCUUGCACAAGCACAUCGGUAGUUUUUUUUUCUAUUUUGUGUCUCAGGGGAUUUUCACUGCCUCCUGCUUACACUGCCUAAGUAACCAUGACAACCGAAUAGAUCUGACUGAUGAACAUCCAGUACGAUUGUGAUACCUGUCUGUAUUGGUGCUUUUAGACAUUUAUUCCUCAGGUGUGUCAUUCUAAAACGAAUAAUGGCAGAUGUAUUUAAAAAAAUAAUGAAUAUAAAAAGCUUGGCCAGUAUUGUAAAGACCGCUCCCGUUAAGCUAUAAGGAGAACUAUAGGUGCCCUGGAUGUAUUUGGAAACACAAAGAUGUUUUUUUUUGUUGAGUGCCGUACGGUUAAUGUGCAUUUUCAGUAUAUGAACAUGUCAAACUGUCUGUAUGUUGUCUCCUAGGUAAUAAAAGAUACACUGACUAAUUUCUAA
Molecule: messenger RNA, 3084 nt
Organism: Oryzias melastigma (Indian medaka)
Lineage: Eukaryota; Metazoa; Chordata; Actinopteri; Beloniformes; Adrianichthyidae
Gene: slc7a8a
Product: solute carrier family 7 member 8a
Exons: 11
Coding region: 1-1569 (522 amino acids)
Biological process (GO): neutral amino acid transport; amino acid transmembrane transport
Cellular component (GO): membrane
Molecular function (GO): L-amino acid transmembrane transporter activity; neutral L-amino acid transmembrane transporter activity
Source: RefSeq, a predicted model, not a curated record